This is a messenger RNA of Colletotrichum graminicola M1.001, 1425 nucleotides long. RefSeq lists its product as uncharacterized. Gene Ontology annotation, cellular component: Prp19 complex; cytoplasm; U2-type catalytic step 1 spliceosome. The coding region runs from base 1 to 1425 and encodes 474 amino acids. The record is from RefSeq and is a predicted model, not a curated record. Gene Ontology annotation, molecular function: protein binding; ubiquitin protein ligase activity. NCBI's taxonomy places the organism in Eukaryota, Fungi, Ascomycota, Sordariomycetes, Glomerellales, Glomerellaceae. The transcript is spliced from 5 exons. Gene Ontology annotation, biological process: protein ubiquitination; DNA repair; mRNA splicing, via spliceosome.
AUGCUGUGCGCAAUCUCUGGAGAAGCUCCCCAGGAGCCCGUCGCCUCCAAGAAGUCGGGCAUCAUCUUCGAGAAAAGAUUGAUCGAGAAGUACAUUGAGGAAAACGGCACCGAACCCGGAACCGGCGAAGCCCUCACGAAUGAUGACCUCCUGCCUCUUACUCAGUCGCGCAUUGUUCGACCUAGACCCCCGACGCUCACCUCGAUCCCGGCCCUGCUUGCGACUUUCCAAAACGAGUGGGAUGCCCUCGCCCUUGAGACGUUCAACUUGAAGGAGCAGCUUUCCAGAACACGGGAAGAGCUUGCAACGGCUCUAUACCAGCAUGAUGCCGCUGUCCGUGUUAUUGCGCGACUGUCAAAGGAGCGAGACGAGGCCAGAGACGCACUUUCCAAAAUCAGCGUCACUGCUGGAGCUACAAAUGGAGAUGCAAUGGCCAUCGACUCGGCCGAGGGCCUUCCCGAGGAGUGGGUUGAAAAAGUCAAUGCAAAGCAGCAAGAACUUUCCAAGGGUCGCCCGAAGCGCCCAGUCCCAGGAGAUUGGGCCACCUCCGAAGAUAUUGCCUCGCUAGCCACCGUGGCUUCGACAGCAGUACCGGUUUCCAACGCCUCCUCUCUUGCGCUCGAAGGAGGCUAUGCGGCGGUGGGCGGUCGGGGGGGAGAAGCCGCGAUAUACUCGCUUGAGGCUGACCAAGUGGAGCGCCAAGUUGCAGUCAACGAGCCGGUAAUUGACUCCCUGUGGACGGGUAGUAGGCUGGUUUUCGCUACGAGCAAGGGAUCAGUCAAGGUCUUUGAGGGUGGCAGCGAGGUUGCGUCGUUUUCCGAGCACGCGGGACCUGCCACGUCCUUGAGCAUUCACCCGACUGGUGACCUGCUCGCGUCCGUCGGUUCUGACAAGAGCAUCGUGUUCUACGACCUCAAUGCCCUGAAGAGGGUUGGCCGCGCUUAUGCCGAUGCUGCCUUGACAUCUUCGGCCUUCCACCCCGACGGCCACCUCUUUGCGGCUGGCACAACCACGGGCGACAUCAAACUAUUCAUGACGACCAGUUUGGAGAUCGCACUCGUUUUUAAUCUUGGGGCGCCCAUUGAGGCUCUGGCCUUCUCAGAAAACGGAUUCUGGCUUGCGGCAACCGCCAAGGGCCAAAGUUCGGUCGCCAUCUUCGACCUGCGCAAGGAAGCCAUAGUCAAGACUCUCGAGACCGGGGGGCCAGUCCAGUCUCUGGCCUGGGACUACACCGGGCAAUACCUUGCCACUGCGGGUUCUGGCGGCAUCACGGUGCAGCAGUACACCAAGCGCUCCAAGUCAUGGACGGAGCCCCUUAGGACUUCGGUUGCGGCGCUGUCGGUUCAGUGGGGUGCUGGUGCCAAGCAGUUGGUUUCUGUCAACGAGGAAGGAGUUGUAUCAGUGUUCGGAGUCAAGCAAGAAUAA